This is a messenger RNA of Ylistrum balloti, 837 nucleotides long. RefSeq names its product protein LTO1 homolog. Lineage: Eukaryota; Metazoa; Mollusca; Bivalvia; Pectinida; Pectinidae. The record is from RefSeq and is a predicted model, not a curated record. Bases 1 to 423 code for a protein of 140 amino acids. The transcript has 6 exons.
AUGGCAGAUGGAUCAGAAAAUGACGAUAUAUUUCAUGACAUUAUUAUGUCAGAAGAAAGGUCACAGAGCCAAGGCUUCACGGCUGGACAGAAGAUUGGACAGAAGACUGGUAUGGAAGAUGGGUAUAGGCUAGGCUGGGAGAAAGGAUCAGGUGUUGGAUCAGAGCUUGGAUUUUAUGUUGGGUUCUGCCAAAAAAUCUUACAGAAAAUGGAAGAUUCCCAGGAAGGCAAACAAAGAGCCAUCAAGACUGCCCAGUCUUUGCUGAAGUUGGUUGAUGAAUUUCCACUGACAAACCCAACACAACCUCAGCUAUUUGAAAUGAUACAACAAAUAAGAUCAAAAUUUAAACAGCUAACAUCUGUGCUGGGUAUCAAUGCCAGCUAUAACUGGAGUGUAUCAGAGAGUAAAGGUGUAUCAUUUUGAUGAAGGGAAAGCUCUGCAUUUUCUGCUGCACAGGGGAACACUACCAGAAGCACAGAACUUGGGUCUCAGCUGUAAAGACUACAUUAAAAUGAAUGGUUGAUGAAUGGAAGUUCAGUUUUGGAAGUUGAAAUUGGAAAACAUGAUGAGGAACAAAUAUUACCUAGACACAUUGCAGCUUGACUGGUGUCACAACUGGAUGUGACCAGAAGAGAACAACCAGACUGAGAUGAGAGAAAUUCCUUAUAGUGUGUGGAAAUAUUUGACAUGUAAUGGAAUGCAACAAAAUUGACAUAAUACCAAAAUAUCUUCAUGUGAUAAUUUAUAGCCUCACCACAUAAGUGGGGAAUUGAAUGCUUAUCGGUCCAUAUGGAAGCCUUGAUUUUACAUAAUUCAAUAUUAAAAUGUUAUUUUUUU